UUCACAGCCGGUGUGAGUGAGCAGUGUGAGUGAGCUGGUCAUGCAGGAGGAGCAGCAGCAUCACCCCGAAUAAACUCGGCCAUCAUGCAGCAGCUCCAGAGUGUUUGAUGAACUCGGGUCAUACAAACAACUCUUCGAUUGUGCUUCUGCUGUUUCUGCUCUUAUAUUCGCGCCGUCCUCCGAGCAGCCCACACACGGGCCGACGGCAGCCUCCAUAAACAGCUCUAAGAAGACUUGACACUUCAUCUCCGGGAGAACAGACACACUAAAAAAUAAUGGGUAAAGAAAACGGAACUCUGUCGGAAUAUGAGCCUUUACUGAAAGACUUCAAAGAACCGGGGCAAGUUCAUCAGAUAAAGGUGCCCGGGAAAACCCUGCUGAUGGCCGUGUGGGCGGCGUGUAUCGGAGGAACGUUCCAGUACGGCUACAACGUGUCCAUUAUAAACGCUCCGACCAAGGCGGUGCAGACGUUCAUUAAUGAGACGUGGUCGGAACGUUACGGCGACGAAAUCCCAGAACAGCUCCUCACGUUCCUCUGGUCUUCCAUCGUCUCCAUCUUCACGAUCGGUGGGCUCAUCGGAGCGUCUGUGGGAGGAACGCUCGCCAUCAGGUUUGGGAGGAAAGGGACUUUAUUAUUUAAUAACAGUUUUGCUCUGCUGGCCGCUCUGCUGAUGGGGAUGAGUUAUUACGCCAGCGCGUUUGAGCUGCUCAUUCUCGGGCGCUUUCUGUCCGGAGUGAAUGCAGGUGUGGGGAUCUGUGUGCAGCCCCUCUAUCUGGGUGAGAUUGCCCCCCGGGCUCUGCGGGGCGCCAUGGCGAUGGGCACGUCCAUUUUCAUCACAGGGGGAAUUCUAACGGGACAGGUGAUGGGACUCACUGAGCUGCUGGGUAAGGAAGGCUACUGGCCCCUCCUCCUCUCCACCACCUGCAUUCCAGCACUGCUGCAGCUCCUGAUCCUGCCCUGGUUCCCCGAGAGUCCACGGUACCUGCUGAUUGACCGCGGUGAUGACAGUGCCUGCAACCUGGCUCUGAAGCAGCUUCACGGCGGAGAAAACUAUCAUGGAGAGAGAGAGGACAUGGAGCGAGAGCGAGCGAGUGCUACGGGAGUCAAACCGCUGAAACCGUGGGAGCUCUUCACUGACAAAACCCUGCGCUGGCCGCUCUUCACCAUCAUCACCAUCAGCAUUGCACAGCAGCUGAACGGCAUUAACGCUAUUUAUUUCUAUGCAGAGUAUGUAUUUGCUGAGGCUGGAAUUCCCUUUGAAAAAAUCCCAUAUGCUACUGUGGGGACUGGAGCGUGCGAGUGCCUCACAGCGCUGACCUGUGGUUUGCUGAUUGAUUCUUUGGGUCGACGGGUGUUGAUCAUUGGAGGAUACUUGCUCAUGUCCCUGUGGUGCAUCUGCUUCACCAUCACUCUGACCUUUCAGACGUACAGCUCCUGGAUGCCGUAUCUCAGCAUGGCUUGCGUUUUUGCCUUCAUCCUCAGCUUUGGCCUCGGACCAGGGGGUGUAACUAAUAUCCUGAUCACAGAGCUGUUCACUCAGACCGCACGGCCGGCAGCGUACAUGAUCGGCGGAUCAGUGAACUGGCUCAGCUUCUUCUUCAUCGGCAUGGUGUUCCCCUUCAUAGUGAAUGGUCUGCAGCAGUACUGUUUCCUCGUCUUCCUCGUCGUUUGCUGCCUUGUGGCCACGUUCAUCUUCUUUGUUGUCCCUGAAACCAAAAAUAAGACGUUUCUGGAGAUCCAGAGUGAGUUCCUCCGCAGAAAGACGACUAACCUGACUGCCACUAAAGGCUCGGACCCGCUGCUGUCCACUUCACUGUAACUAAAAGCCCUGCAGGAGGAAAACUGAGGCCUGCUGCUCGUUCCUGACCAUUCAUUUCUGUUCAGUGCCCAGCAAGUUAACGCUGUGCAGACUAACCCUUAGAAGUCUAGAGUUAUUCCUGCUGUGUUGCUGUACUUUUGCAUAGUCAUUUCAUAGGUAGUUAAAUGUAACGGGGGGCGAGGUUGCGGACGCAUAUGCGGAGACAAGCGACGUUUGUUGUGGGCAAAUCCAGGGUCGUAGUCAAUCAACACGAUCAACACGAUCAAACAACCAAACAGUUCAGACACCAAACAAAGAUUCAAACAACAGCACAUAGACCAGCACAUCCAACACAAAGACCAACGAAAACAAAGGGCUUAUAAAACACAGGGAUAACGAGGGACAGGCGGAAAACA
Molecule: messenger RNA, 2215 nt
Organism: Pygocentrus nattereri (red-bellied piranha)
Lineage: Eukaryota; Metazoa; Chordata; Actinopteri; Characiformes; Serrasalmidae
Product: solute carrier family 2, facilitated glucose transporter member 11-like
Exons: 12
Coding region: 276-1820 (514 amino acids)
Biological process (GO): monosaccharide transmembrane transport
Cellular component (GO): membrane
Molecular function (GO): hexose transmembrane transporter activity
Source: RefSeq, a predicted model, not a curated record